Molecule: messenger RNA, 1050 nt
Organism: Anarrhichthys ocellatus (wolf-eel)
Lineage: Eukaryota; Metazoa; Chordata; Actinopteri; Perciformes; Anarhichadidae
Product: HAUS augmin-like complex subunit 7
Exons: 5
Biological process (GO): microtubule organizing center organization; spindle assembly
Cellular component (GO): HAUS complex
Molecular function (GO): microtubule minus-end binding
Source: RefSeq, a predicted model, not a curated record
UUCCUCCAGGGUGAAGCGAGUCCCCACCGUCAGCUUCGGUUCCUGGAGCAGCUGUUAACUUUAGUACCUGGCUGCAAGAAGGCUGCUGGAAACCGACUGGACCAAGAGAUGCUGCUGAACGAGCUCUACGCUGCUGACAAUCUGCCUCACUUCACACAGAUGCUCAAACCCACACUGGACCCCUGGCCUGCAGACAUCAAGGCUUUACGCAAGAGCACCAAGUCAGCCCCUAAGCCAAGUAGAGAGGAGGCUGCUGACGUGACCACCCUUCUACAGCUGACUCAGUCAACAUUGGAGCAGCUCCAGUCACAGUGUGAGUUCCUGAGCAGCGAGGCUCAGAGCCCCGGCGUCUUCUCCCCGAGCUCGCUGCGCGUGGCGGCAUGCGACCUCCAGCUGCUGAUGGCUGCUUUCAGCCAUGUCUUCGAAACCGACUUGAGAGCGUUCUGCAGCAGGGACCCCCCCAGCUUCAGUGCAGAGGCCGACGUCUUCCAGAGAACACACCAGCUACUGCUGGCCUUCAUCAUGGAGCUGGAAAUGCUGAAGGAAGUAUCAGAAGGUUCUGUAUCCAUGACGGAGGAAGUGAAGCAGCUCCAAACACAGUCGUGCUACCGGAGCCGAGGGGAGAAGCGCAAGUUACCGGACCAAUUGGAGGAACUCAGCAGACGAAUUCGAGACUUCUUUCCCCUGCUUCCUUCCUGAUGGGCUCCCGAGACCGUGGCCAUGAAUACCAUCCAACCAUCAGGCUGAAUGUCUGUUGACGUGAGCAAAGCACUUCACAUAGAGAGAGAGCCCCAUCUGUUGUUGUGUUUGAACUUUAAACGUCAAACGGAAUUGUGACCAAAAAGGAGUGUUUGAAGGUUAAAGGGACAGUUCACCCCAAACCAAAGCUACAUGUUUCCUCUUAUCUGCUGUGCUCUCUAUCCGUCUAGACUGUCUUGGUGUGAGUUGCAGAGUGUUUGAGAUAUCAGCUGUAGAAAUGUCUGCCUCCUCUCCACUAUAAUGGAGCUAGUUCCUACAUGAAACUUUAUCUGGAGUAACCGGGUCAUGAUU